Molecule: messenger RNA, 626 nt
Organism: Harpegnathos saltator (Jerdon's jumping ant)
Lineage: Eukaryota; Metazoa; Arthropoda; Insecta; Hymenoptera; Formicidae
Gene: Nop10
Product: Nop10 ribonucleoprotein
Exons: 3
Coding region: 140-334 (64 amino acids)
Biological process (GO): rRNA pseudouridine synthesis; snRNA pseudouridine synthesis; ribosome biogenesis
Cellular component (GO): box H/ACA snoRNP complex
Molecular function (GO): snoRNA binding; telomerase RNA binding
Source: RefSeq, a predicted model, not a curated record
UAUAUUGUUGUAUAGUAUAUGCAGUUUAGCAAUAGAAAACGAACCUCUCGUAAUUCUCAUUAACGCUGUUUCUAGUGCACGUUUCUUGGUGAAUCGUGCGGAAAUUAGGUUAGAAAAGCUAAGAAUCAAAUAUUUCAAAAUGUAUCUUAUGUAUUAUUUGGAUACCAAUGGAAAUCGAGUAUACACUUUAAAGAAACUUGAUCCUACUGGGAAACCUACAUUGUCAGCACAUCCAGCCCGAUUUUCUCCAGAGGACAAAUAUUCAAAAGAAAGGAUUACAAUAAAGAGAAGAUUCAACUUACUUUUGACACAGCAGCCCUUACCUGCUUAUUGAAAUAUAUGUAUAUUUUCUAUUCUUAUAUAUUUCAUACAUUAUUUUAUAUACAAAUAUAAGAUGUAAGCAUAGAAAAACAUAUAAUAGCUUGGAAUGAUGUCAUAUACCUUGAUACAAUAAUCUAUACCCAUAUCGACAGACAGAGGUAGUUCAACUUGAACACCCACAACUUCCUCCAGUGAUAAAUAUGAAAAAUAUAUAUUUACCCAGUGUCAUUAUACUAUCAUGAAGUUAUAUUCGCUAUCAUAGAGACUUCUAAAAUGUCAGAUUGUUCCUAAUAGAAAUUUGUUUC